AUGUUAAAGAUCCGUCAAAUUAAAAAGAAACAAGAUGAAGAGAAACUUGCCAAAUCACAAUCACCAACUCCAUCACCAAACUCUACGUCAGAUUCAAAAGUUACCCCAGCCCAAUUAAGAGUACAGAAAGAUAUAACUGAAUUAGAUUUACCACCAUCAAUAAAAGUUACAUUCCCAAAUCCAAAUGAUUUUUUCAAUUUUAAUUUGAAAUUAAUUCCACAAGAGGGAUAUUAUAAGAAUGGACAAUUCGAGUUCAAAGUUGAAAUUAAUUUCAAUUUCCCAAUUGACCCACCAAAGAUCAAAUGUUUACAAAAAAUAUACCACCCAAACAUAGAUUUAGAAGGUAAUAUUUGUCUUAACAUUUUAAGAGAAGAUUGGUCACCAGUUUUGAAUUUGAAUGGGGUGUUUAUGGGAUUGAACAUUUUGUUUUUAGAACCAAACCCAAAUGAUCCAUUAAACAAAGAUGCUGCUAAUGUUUUGGUUAAAGACAAAAAACAAUUUGCAAGAAAUGUUUACAACUGCAUGAGAGGUGGAUACCUUGACCUGGUUUACUACGAUCGUGUUAUUUAA
Candida tropicalis MYA-3404 is the source of this 570-nucleotide messenger RNA. RefSeq names its product NEDD8-conjugating protein. The transcript has a single exon. The record is from RefSeq and is a predicted model, not a curated record. Bases 1 to 570 code for a protein of 189 amino acids. Lineage: Eukaryota; Fungi; Ascomycota; Pichiomycetes; Serinales; Debaryomycetaceae.